Messenger RNA from Manihot esculenta (cassava), 3933 nucleotides. RefSeq names its product kinesin-like protein KIN-14F. The transcript is spliced from 18 exons. The record is from RefSeq and is a predicted model, not a curated record. Gene Ontology annotation, molecular function: microtubule binding; ATP binding; microtubule motor activity. Bases 276 to 3671 code for a protein of 1131 amino acids. Lineage: Eukaryota; Viridiplantae; Streptophyta; Magnoliopsida; Malpighiales; Euphorbiaceae. Gene Ontology annotation, biological process: microtubule-based movement.
AAGGCAAAACCGUUUUAAAUUUGAAGGUGCAUUCAUCUCUCUGUCUCUCUCCAUGUGUAGCAAAGAGAUCAUUUAAUAAGACGCUCGUUCACUUCACACGAGAAGCUUGUUUCCUUCAUCCGCCAUUAAUUUGUGGUUUCACUAUUGGAUCUGCUGUUCUUCAUUCUUCACUAAAAACUCUUUAAUUAAUCUCUCUUCUCCUUCAUCUUUCUCCUCAUAAUCUGCCAUUCCCUUCAUCCGUUGCCUGAGAACCCUUCGGAGGGAUUAAUAAGAAAAUGCCACAAGAAACAAACUGUGGUUCAAUUUUCACCUCUCCUUGCAAGAACUUGAGAGGAUUAAAGACUUCCGUUUCCAAUAAUGAGGCUUCCUUUUCUGAAGAGAUCAUCAACGAUUAUGAACUGGCUCAAAGAAAAGCUGAAGAAGCAGCUUCAAGGAGGUCUCAAGCAGCAGAAUGGUUAAGGCAGAUGGACCAAGGUGCAUCAGCAACGCUGCCCAAAAAUCCCUCUGAGGAAGAGUUCUGCCUUGCAUUAAGAAAUGGUCUCAUUCUUUGCAAUGUUCUCAACAAAGUCAAUCCUGGUGCUGUCCUCAAGGUGGUGGAAAAUCCAAUACUUGCAGUGCAGUCAACAGAAGGAGCAGCACAGUCUGCAAUUCAGUAUUUUGAAAACAUGAGAAAUUUUUUGGUGGCUGUUAAAGACAUGAAGCUCUUGACUUUUGAAGCAUCAGACUUGGAGAAGGGAGGCUCAUCAAGCAAGGUUGUGGAUUGUAUUCUGUGUCUGAAAGGAUAUUAUGAGUGGAAGCAGGCUGGGGGACUUGGGGUAUGGAGAUAUGGAGGGCUUGUGAAGAUUGUAUCCUUGCCAAAGGAGUCUCCAUCUUCCUUGGUUGGCAGUGAAAGUGCUGAUGAGUCAGUUGAUGGAUCUGAAUGUUCACAAUAUGAACAACUAUUAGAUUUUCUCCAUCUUUCUAAUGAAGUUUCAAUGGAAGAAUCAAAAAUUGCCAAUGCUUUGGCUUUUCUUUUUGAUCACUUUGGACUUGGUCUUCUACAAGCUUACCUUAGAGAGAGCAAUGGGAUUGAAGAGCUGCCUUUGAAUGCAAUGGUGAUAGAUGCUUUACUCAGUAAGGUAGUUAAAGAUUUCUCAGCAUUGCUUGUUUCUCAAGGCACACAGCUUGGCCUAUUUCUGAAGAAAAUACUUAAGGGUGACAUUGGUUUCCUAUCGAAGUCUGAAUUUAUAGAAGCCAUCUCACAAUAUCUUAGACAAAGAACUAAAAUGGUAUCAAGUGAUUUCUCCAAAUUUUGUGUCUGUGGUGGCAAACAAGAAGCUGUUUGUCAUACUGUUAGUCACCCUUUUGUUCAGACAGAGCAAACUGAUCUUCAUCAGAAGCAGCUUGAGGAGCUAAGAAUGUAUUAUAAACUGACAAGACGAGAAGUAAAACAUAUGCAAGCAGAUUGGAAAGAAGAACUCAGUAGGCUUGAGCACCAUAUCAAGGGUCUUGAAGUUGCAUCCACCUGUUACCACCAAGUUUUGGAGGAAAAUCGUCAACUUUACAAUCAAGUCCAAGACCUAAAAGGAACGAUCAGGGUCUAUUGUAGAGUGAGGCCCUUCUUAUCAGCGCAAUCAAAUGUACAGUCAACUGUAGAUUACAUCGGAGAAAAUGGUAAUAUCAUGAUUGUCAAUCCUCUUAAGCAUGGCAAAGAUGCAAGAAGGAUAUUUUCUUUCAACAAAGUGUUUGGAACAAGUGUGACACAAGAGCAAAUAUAUAUUGAUACUCAACCAUUGGUCAGAUCUGUCCUAGAUGGUUAUAAUGUUUGUAUCUUUGCAUAUGGGCAAACUGGAUCAGGGAAGACAUAUACAAUGAGCGGUCCUGAUUUGACCAGUGAGGAAACAUGGGGUGUGAACUACCGAGCUCUUCGCGACUUGUUUCAGAUUACAAAGGCAAGAGCAGAUUUCAUGAAGUAUGAAGUUGGAGUUCAAAUGAUUGAAAUAUAUAAUGAACAAGUGAGAGACCUAUUAGUUAGUGAUGGAUCAAGCAGAAGAUUAGAUAUACGUAACAAUUCUCAAUUAAAUGGACUUAAUGUACCUGAUGCAAGUUGGAUUCCAGUUUCAAGUACUCAAGAUGUCCUUGAUGUGAUGGUGAUUGGUCAGAGAAAUCGCGCAGUCGGUGCAACUGCUCUAAAUGAACGAAGUAGUCGUUCACAUAGUGUUUUGACAGUUCAUGUUCAUGGAAAAGAGUUAGUUUCUGGUUCCAUCCUUAGGGGUUGCCUUCAUUUAGUGGAUUUGGCAGGAAGUGAAAGAGUAGAUAAAUCUGAAGCUGUAGGUGAGAGAUUGAGAGAAGCUCAACAUAUUAAUCGAUCUCUUUCUGCACUUGGAGAUGUGAUCUCUGCUCUUGCACAGAAGAGCGCGCAUGUUCCGUAUAGAAACAGCAAGCUUACACAAGUCUUGCAGGAUUCUUUAGGUGGACAAGCUAAAACAUUGAUGUUUGUGCACAUAAACCCUGAAGUUAAUGCUAUUGGGGAGACAAUUAGCACUCUCAAAUUUGCAGAGAGAGUCGCUUCUAUAGAACUUGGGGCAGCUCGAUCAAACAAAGAAUCUGGCGAAAUUCGAGAACUUAAAGAAGAGAUUUCAAAUCUUAAAGAGAUGUUGGAAAGGAAGGAAGCUGAGCUAGAACAAGUAAAAGUGGGAAAUACUAGAACCACAGCAGAAUCUCAAAGAGCAAGACCUGUUUCUCCAUUCUAUAUGCCAAGAUAUGGUGCAAAUGCCAACUUAAAAACUGAAACUUGCCGACGAGAAAAUGAUGAAGUUAGAAGUUCUGAGCCAAGAAGUUGUUCUUCAGGUAAGCAACGGAGGUCAAGAUUUCCUUCAGCACUCACAGACAAGGAAACUGCAGGGCCAAAGAUUGCUUCUGCAGUUGAAGAGAGUCUAUCAAGCUCUGCAAAGCUGAGGACAUCACCAUCUCCUCCUGUUAGGAGGUCAAUCUCCACAGAUAGAGGAUCUCUCAUUAGGGGCAGGACCAAAGCUGAGAUAUUUGACAAUCAACCAGUUGCAAAAGUACCCUUUCCAGCUAGAGUACCUGUCAGUAAAUCUAUUGUUGCAAUGCCAGUAAUCACAUCAACUGAUAACAGCUCAAAGGUUCCAUAUAUAAGUCCACAAGAAGCAUCUAAGCAGAAUAACAUCUCUGAUACAUUGUUUAACCUCCAAAAGAUUAGCUCCAGGAAAGUAUUCCCAGAACACGAAGAGGAGCAGUUUAGGCAAGCUCUUAAUAUAAGACAAGGUGGCAUUAGAAAAAACAAAAAUGAAAGUAAAGUUAAGGCAAAACAUCAAUUACCUGCAAAGAUUCAGAAGUCCGAUAUGCUUUCUGACAUGGAUGCUAUUGAAAAGAAUGAGGAGCCAAGAAAGAGCGACUUUUCAGAGCCGGAAAAUGAUCAUUUGCUUCCUGAAUCUCCAGUACUGGGUGCUUUGAAGUUGAAGAAGCUUCAAAAGAGCUUCUCAAGGAACUCUCAAAAUCUUGAACCAAGAGGAGUUGUGCAUGCUGUGGAGCCCUUAUUGGCUGGGAAGCUUGAAAACAAGCUUCCAAAUAAUGCAAUUCGGAAUGCCAAGGAAGUUGGCAACACAUCUACUCCUGAAUUCAGGAGGAGUCGAUCUACCCCUAGAGGGAAGUUUUUGAUUUUACCUUGAGAAUUAAUAAUUAUAUAUACACAGCCAUUGAUAUUUUAAAAUUUUGUAUAGUGACUGGUCUUGUUUGCUUUCUGGUUGCAAAGCUCGUUCAGAGGAGUUCGAGGAUGUUAGUAAGGAAACUGCCCUUUUGUGUACACAAAGGGAAAUCUUUCUUGUGAUAUGUGUGUUUAAUUUAUCUGUAUUUCCUAUAGAGCAUUACACAGGAUACUGACAUUUUGUUUCCAUAUUGGAUCUAUGAAAUGCUAUAGCAUUUAUUAUAAGC